GCAGCACCCCGCGCGGCCGCGCCUCUCGCCUUUCGUCCUCCCGUCCGGCCCUCGGCCCCGCCGCGCCGCGCCAUGCCCGCCGUGGACAAGCUCCUGCUGGAGGAGGCGUUGCAGGACAGCCCCCAGACUCGCUCUCUGCUGAGCGUGUUUGAAGAAGAUGCCGGCACCCUCACGGAUCACACCAACCAGCUGCUGCAGGCCAUGCAGCGCGUCUACGGAGCCCAGAAUGAAAUGUGCCUGGCCACGCAGCAGCUCUCCAGGCAGCUCCUGGCGUAUGAGAAGCAGAAUUUUGCUCUUGGCAAAGGCGAUGAAGAAGUCAUCUCCACGCUGCACUAUUUUUCCAAGGUGGUGGAUGAGCUUAACGUUCUCCACACAGAGCUGGCCAAACAGCUGGCAGACACAAUGGUUCUGCCCAUCAUACAGUUUCGAGAAAAGGAUCUCACAGAAGUAAGCACUUUAAAGGAUCUUUUUGGACUCGCCAGCAACGAGCACGACCUCGCGAUGGCCAAGUACAGCAGGCUGCCCAAGAGGAAGGAGAAUGAGAAGGUGAAGACCGAGGUUGGUAAGGAGGUGGCGGCCGCCCGGCGGAAGCAGCACCUGUCGUCGCUGCAGUACUACUGCGCCCUCAACGCGCUGCAGUACCGCAAGCGGAUGGCCAUGAUGGAGCCCAUGAUCGGCUUCGCCCACGGACAGAUCAACUACUUUAAGAAGGGAGCAGAGAUGUUUUCCAAAAGUAUGGACGACUUCCUGUCCUCCGUGGCAGACAUGGUGCGAAGCAUUCAGGUGGAGCUGGAAGCGGAAGCGGAGAAGAUGCGGGUGGCCCAGCAGGAGCUGCUUUCCGUGGACGAGUCCGUCUACACUCCGGACUUCGACGUGGCGGCCCCGCAGGUCAACAGGACCCUCAUCCAGAAGGCCGGCUACCUCAACCUGAGAAACAAGACGGGGCUGGUCACCACCACCUGGGAGAGGCUGUACUUCUUCACGCAAGGCGGGAACCUCAUGUGCCAGCCGCGCGGAGCCGUGGCCGGGGGCCUGAUCCAGGACCUGGACAACUGCUCCGUGAUGGCCGUGGACUGUGAGGACCGCCGCUAUUGCUUCCAGAUCACCACGCCCAACGGGAAAUCGGCGAUUAUCCUGCAGGCUGAGAGCAGGAAGGAGAACGACGAGUGGAUCUGUGCAAUAAACAAUAUCUCCAGGCAGAUCUACCUGACGGACAACCCGGAGGCGGUCGCCAUCAAGCUCAACCAGACGGCCCUCCAAGCGGUGACUCCCAUUACAAGUCUGGGGAGAAAGCAAGAGAGCCCGUGCACCAGCCAGAACCCGACCAAUUCAGAGAUGGAAAGUGCCAAGCUCAUUCCCAAAGCAGCAGUCGGUGUAACUGACACGGAAGAGCUGAUUGCCCCCGGGACACCCAUCCAGUUUGACAUUGUCCUCCCUGCUACGGAAUUCCUUGAUCAGAACAGAGGGAGCAGGCGGGUCAAUCCUUUCGGGGAAACUGAGGACGGAUCAUUUCCAGAAGCAGAAGAUUCCCUGCUGCAGCAGAUGUUCGUAGUUCGGUUCUUGGGCUCCAUGGCGGUUAAGACAGACAGCACGCCUGCAGUGAUCUACGAGGCCAUGAGACAAGUCCUGGCCGCUCGCGCCAUCCAUAACAUCUUCCGCACGACGGAGUCGCACCUGGUGGUCACGAGCCAGGCCCUGAGGUUGAUAGAUCCUCAGACUCAAGUAUCGAGGGCCAAUUUUGAACUCACCAGUGUCACGCAGUUUGCGGCUCACCAGGAAAACAAGAGACUGGUGGGCUUUGCCGUCCGCGACCCUGAGUCCACGGGAGAAGAGUCUCUGAGCACAUACAUUUUUGAAAGCAACUCGGAAGGCGAAAAGAUAUGUUAUGCUAUUAAUUUGGGGAAAGAAAUUACUCAAGUUCAGAAGGAUCCAGAGGCGCUGGCUAAAUUAAUGCUGUCCGUUCCACUAACCAAUGAUGGGAAAUAUGUACUGUUAAACGACCAACAAGACGACAGUGACGGAGGUCCAAGUGAACACAGAGGCGCAGAAUCUGAAGCCUAGCUCGCUGCGCCCACGGGGAUGAGCACCGCGGGAGGAGGGCUCCCUCCCUGAAGUUUUCCACUUCUCUGACACACAGGCACACUGAGCCGGGCUCAGGAUGCUGACCGUCGGUGGCGGAAUGCCCUCUGAUGCCUUGGUGCUGAGACUCGAGAGGGAAACUGGAGAUGGCUGGCAGCCUUGCUACCCAUCUGCAGAUGCUAUUUAGGGGCUUCGUGGUGAGUCCUGGCCUUAGAUUGCAUUGUUCAGAACUCAGAAUGAAAUUUACAAAAAAUGCAUAGUUCACUUUAUCUGAAUGUCAUCUCCAGUGUCCUUUUUAAAAUGGCAAGUCUAGAUUUACAAUUUGAUAAGCACUAAAUAUUUCCUAUUAAUAUAAUCUAUUUUUGUAUUUCACUUAACGAGCUUUAAGUGCCUGUCAUUCUGAAACUCUGUUCAUAGUCCGCUCCUCUCCUGAUUGGACUGAGUCACUGCUAUGUGCACUCGGGUGCUGGGCGCUGCUCCGGGGCCCCGGCUCUGGUAGAUGCAGGUCUGGUUAGGUAAGUGUCCCACACAGCGUGCACCAGCAAGACUGGCAGCUGCGCACUUUCACAGAACCGCGCUGCACCAGCAUUCACAAGGCGAGGUCCACGAGAUAGGACGGUCGUGAGUGCUGGGUCACUGUGGCUGCGGGCAGCUCUACCAGUUCCUGUUUCUUCUGAGCCAGACCCUCCUCAAGGAAGGGACCAAUUAGUUUAAAAACUCACUUGAAGCGCGGCUGGCUGCGGAGCCUGGAAUAAAGUUCCCAUUUUCAGCCUGAUUCUUCUGGUUCCGGGAACCCUAGCCCUCCCCCAUCCCUCCUACCCAUGAAAGGUGACAUGAUCAUGAAUUGGUACAGUGUUCAGCUGUAAUCAGUUUCAACAAUUAUGUAAUUACCUUUGUAAUAACUUAAUCUAGCAAUAAAAAUUACCAUUCUG
Lepus europaeus (European hare) is the source of this 3011-nucleotide messenger RNA. It is a transcript of the gene APPL2, whose product is annotated as adaptor protein, phosphotyrosine interacting with PH domain and leucine zipper 2. Gene Ontology annotation, molecular function: protein binding. Gene Ontology annotation, biological process: signaling. The transcript is spliced from 21 exons. NCBI's taxonomy places the organism in Eukaryota, Metazoa, Chordata, Mammalia, Lagomorpha, Leporidae. The record is from RefSeq and is a predicted model, not a curated record. The coding region runs from base 73 to 2061 and encodes 662 amino acids. Gene Ontology annotation, cellular component: endosome membrane; cytoplasm.